ACCAUUGUGUGUAUGUGAGGUUCACAAUGAUUAAUUUAGUGAACCAUAAUUAGCUUGUAGAAUUCUAAGGCUAACCUCUCACAUUAUUCAAUUCAUAGAUGCAAUGAAUUGUGUUUGACAUAAUGACGAGAUGGAUUUCCUUCUCCAUCAUCAUCUUGAUUGUAUUUGUUGCAACCUCUUUCAUCUUGGAAAUUGACCUUUCCAAAAUAACAGGCACAACAAUUUUCAAGUCAAUUGAAGUCUUCAAUAACAACAAACAACAAUCUGAAUAUCCACUAAACUGCAACAAUGAAACCUCAUCAUCAUCACCAACACCAAUCUGUCCAUGUUCAUAUCCAACAACAUUUGAACCUAAUGAUGACUCACCACCACCAUCAUGUCCAGAUUAUUUCAAAUGGAUCUAUGAAGAUCUUAAACCAUGGGAAAAAACAGGAAUCACUAGAGAAAUGGUUGAUAAAGGAAAAAACAUGUCACAUUUUAAGAUUAUAGUUGUGAAUGGAAAAGCAUAUGUUGAAAAAUAUUCAAAAUGUUUUCAAACAAGGGAUGUUUUCACAAUAUGGGGGAUUUUACAACUUUUAAGGUUGUACCCUGGAAAAAUACCUGAUUUGGAGCUUAUGUUUCAAUGUGGUGAUAAGACAGUAGUGUUUAAGAGAAAUUUUGGAGGAGUUGAAGAUGUGUCACCUCCACCUGUUUUUCAUUAUUGUGGAGAUCAACAUACUUAUGAUAUUGUUUUUCCUGAUUGGACUUUCUGGGGUUGGGCUGAGCUCAACAUAAGACCAUGGGAAACAACAUUAAACAAUAUACAAGAAGGCAACAAGAAUGUCCAAUGGAAGGAUAGGAUACCUUAUGCAUUUUGGAAGGGCAAUCCAUCAGUGUCUUACAUUAGAAAAGAACUUGGCAAGUGUAAUGCCUCUAAUCAACAUGAUUGGAAUGCUCGGAUAUAUGGCUUACACUGGAAAGAGGAGAAAUCGAAAAAUUUCGAAGAUACAAAACUAGAAAAUCAAUGUACAUAUAGGUACAAGAUUUAUGCAGAAGGGGCUACAUGGUCAGUGAGUGAAAAGUACAUAAUAGCAUGUGACUCUAUGACUAUGUUCAUAGAACCUAGGUACUACGAUUUCUUUUCAAGAAGCAUGCUACCUUUGCAACAUUAUUGGCCUAUUAGUAUCAGAAACAUGUGUGAAGAGAUUAAGUUUGCAGUGGAUUGGGGAAAUGCUCACCUUGAUAGUGCAAAGGCAAUUGGAGAAGGUGGAACAAACUACAUCAUAGAGAAUUUAAAAAUGAAGUUAGUUUAUGACUAUAUGUUUCAUCUAUUAAAUAGUUAUGCAAGUCUCUUGAAAUUCAAACCAACAAUUCCAAAAGAAGCAAUUGAGAUUUGUUCUGAAAGCAUGGCAUGUUCUUUACGUGGUGUAAGGAAACAUUUCUUGGUUGAGUCUAUGGUAAUGUCACCAAGUGAAACACCUCCAUGUACAAUGCCUUCUCCUUAUACAACUCAAACUCUCCAUCAAUUUCUACAACAAAAGGAGAAUCUAAUAGGACAAGUGAAGACUAGAGCAAUGAAUAAAUAGCUAUAGUGGCUUUUGUUAUAGAUGUAGAUAUAGUUCACACAAAAACACACUCACACUUUUUAAAGCAAAUUUGCAUGUCAUUUAUAAUGAUUAGUCUUAGUGUAACAAAUUAAACUUUUUUAAGUUUAAUUAUU
Cicer arietinum (chickpea) is the source of this 1699-nucleotide messenger RNA. RefSeq lists its product as uncharacterized. Lineage: Eukaryota; Viridiplantae; Streptophyta; Magnoliopsida; Fabales; Fabaceae. The record is from RefSeq and is a predicted model, not a curated record.